Mesoplodon densirostris (Blainville's beaked whale) is the source of this 1790-nucleotide messenger RNA. RefSeq names its product RNA polymerase II subunit I (gene POLR2I). The record is from RefSeq and is a predicted model, not a curated record. Bases 294 to 620 code for a protein of 108 amino acids. The transcript is spliced from 6 exons. NCBI's taxonomy places the organism in Eukaryota, Metazoa, Chordata, Mammalia, Artiodactyla, Ziphiidae. Gene Ontology annotation, biological process: transcription initiation at RNA polymerase II promoter; transcription-coupled nucleotide-excision repair; DNA-templated transcription. Gene Ontology annotation, molecular function: zinc ion binding; nucleic acid binding; DNA-directed RNA polymerase activity. Gene Ontology annotation, cellular component: RNA polymerase II, core complex.
ACUCAGCACUUUGCGGGUUACGUGACGCAUCAUUUUUCCCGGUUCUCGUACCACACUAUUCUGUAAACUGGGGAAGAAAGGCCCAGAAGUUGGAAGCCAUAUUCUAGGAUAUCAAAAGAUUGAAGCAAGUAAUUAAUCAAACCUCAGCUCAGCUCAGCGAGCACAAACCCGCUGGGAGCCAUUACAUGUGCCCAGCUCCUCCCCUCUUUUGGCGAAGCUAAGAGAUCUGACCCUUCCCGCGACCUGUCGCGCGGCUGAGCAAGCGCUGAAGGCUCGGAGGGCAGUGAGUCGCCAUGGAACCCGAUGGGACCUACGAGCCGGGCUUCGUGGGUAUUCGAUUCUGCCAGGAAUGUAACAACAUGCUUUACCCCAAGGAGGACAAGGAGAACCGCAUUCUGCUGUACGCGUGCCGGAAUUGUGAUUACCAGCAGGAAGCCGACAACAGCUGCAUCUACGUCAACAAAAUCACGCACGAAGUGGACGAACUGACCCAGAUCAUCGCUGACGUGUCCCAGGACCCCACGUUGCCGCGGACCGAAGACCACCCUUGCCAAAAGUGCGGCCACAAGGAGGCAGUGUUCUUUCAGUCACACAGUGCCCGGGCCGAGCGCUCACGAUAAGUGUAGCUGGCCGGCUGUCCGUAUACCUUGGCAAGAUGCACUCCAAGUGAGCAGCGCUGCGUGAAUGCUUUCCCACAAGCUCUGCAGCGGAAUGGCUGGAUCCCUGCGCAGGUGGGCCAGAGGGAGAGAGGACAGACAGGGCAGUGGCCCCCAGACCAGCACCCUCCGACCUCGCCCUCCGUGAGCAUUCCCCCUUUUCUACUCCAAGUUCGCCAGACCUCGGCCUCCUUCCCACCAUCUGCUCCCUCCUCCCCGUGCAAACGUGGGAGCUGUGUGUCCCCACCCUCCUCACCAGGAUGUUCCUUCCCCUGGAGGAGAAGGAGGGAGGCUUUCCCUUGCACCCUUCAAUAUGGGACCUGAAUCCUGUAACCAGUACCUGUUUUCUCUGUAUCCCUCAGCAGGCCCCCACCCUGGCACCACCCUGACACCCACUGCCUGGGAGCUGAGGUGCAUGGUAUUCCCAGCCUCCUGAUGGCUGAGUCUCUGCCCCACUAACACACGCCCCACUUGUUCACAGAACUCAAGUGCACGGAAACUCCACAUCCCAUGCACCUCCCUCCAUUUCAUUCCAUUCCCUCCCAGCAGCGCCUCCCAGUCCCUGCCGCCACUCACCCGUGUGAGUCCUCAUGUGCCGCUUGAGGUCAAAGGCGUCGUGAAAGCCCUUGCCACAGCAGUGGCACACGUGGCGGCGGGCAGGGCUGUGGCACCUGAGGUGCCGGGUCAGCAGGCGCUGCAAGGGGAAGCCUUGGGGCAGAGGGGGCAGCCAAGCGUCCCAGGGCCACUAGCAGCGGCAGUCAGAGUGCCCUGGGAGGGCUGUGGGAGGGACAUGGGAGUUAGGACCGCACCCCACCCCUCCACUGGACCAAAUGGAGCGCCUAGGACUGGGAACCAAGGAGGUCUGGGAAGGCCAGAGACUGCAGUUUGUGCGUGCUCAUGCCACCCUCUCCCCAAGGCCUUCCCUGACCACCCUGCCCCCAUCGCCCUUACUUUGUUUUCUGUUUCUCCAUAGUACAUACCAUCUUCCAACAUAAUAUUUUUUUUCCUAAUUUUAUUAUCUAUACCUGUAGCUCCCACCAGAUUAUAAGCUUCAGGAAGGAAUGAGUUUUUGUCUUACUCCUAAACACCCAUUGCCUAGAACAGUCCUGGCUCCCAAUAAAAACUGAAAUAAUC